Molecule: messenger RNA, 930 nt
Organism: Carlito syrichta (Philippine tarsier)
Lineage: Eukaryota; Metazoa; Chordata; Mammalia; Primates; Tarsiidae
Product: olfactory receptor 1A1
Exons: 1
Coding region: 1-930 (309 amino acids)
Biological process (GO): G protein-coupled receptor signaling pathway
Cellular component (GO): membrane
Molecular function (GO): G protein-coupled receptor activity; olfactory receptor activity
Source: RefSeq, a predicted model, not a curated record
AUGAGUGGGAAAAACCAGUCCUCUACACUAGACUUCAUCCUCCUAGGAGUUGCCAGUCAGCAGAAACAGGAAGAUUUCUUCUUCAUCCUCUUCCUAUUAAUCUACCCCAUCACAUUGAUUGGAAACCUGCUCAUCAUCCUAGCCAUUUGUUCUGACAUUCGCCUUCACAACCCCAUGUAUUUUUUCCUUGCCAACCUCUCCCUUGUUGACAUCUUCUUCUCAUCUGUAACCAUCCCUAAGAUGCUGGCCAACCAUCUCUUAGGGAGCAAAUCCAUCUCCUUUGGAGGAUGCUUAGCACAGAUGUAUUUCAUGAUUGCCUUGGGUAACACAGACAGUUAUAUUUUGGCUGCAAUGGCAUAUGAUAGAGCUGUGGCCAUCAGUUGCCCUCUUCAUUACACAACAAUUAUGAGCCCACGGUCUUGUGUCCUGCUAGUUGUUGGGUCUUGGGUGGUUGGAAAUGCCAAUGCCCUCCCCCACACUCUACUCACAGCUAGUUUGUCCUUCUGUGGCAACAAGGAGGUGGCUAACUUCUACUGUGAUAUUACCCCUUUGCUCAAGCUGUCCUGUUCUGACAUUCAGUUUAAUGUAAAGAUUAUGUACCUAGGGGUUGGCAUUUUCUCAGUGCCAUUACUAUGCAUUAUUAUCUCCUAUAUUAGAGUCUUUUUCACAGUCUUACAGGUUCCAUCCACCAAGGGUAUGCUCAAAGCCUUCUCCACCUGUGGCUCUCAUCUCACAGUUGUUUCUUUGUAUUAUGGCACAGUAAUGGGCAUGUAUUUCCGCCCUCUGACCAGUUACAGCCUAAAAGAUGCCGUACUAACUGUUAUGUACAUGGCAGUGACCCCAAUGCUAAAUCCGUUCAUCUACAGUCUGAGAAAUCGGGACAUGAAGGCUGCCCUGUGGAAACUCUUCAGCAAAAGAGUCUUCUCAUAA